Molecule: messenger RNA, 918 nt
Organism: Colletotrichum karsti
Lineage: Eukaryota; Fungi; Ascomycota; Sordariomycetes; Glomerellales; Glomerellaceae
Exons: 6
Coding region: 1-918 (305 amino acids)
Cellular component (GO): lipid droplet; prospore membrane; ascospore wall
Source: RefSeq, a predicted model, not a curated record
AUGGCCGACGAACAGACUGUCGCCGAGGGACAAGCUCCCAGUUCCAACAGCAGGAACAGAGCGGCCGCCUCCGUACAGGCCAGGGCCCAGGAGGUCCUACAGGAAGAUUACGACAAGGCGAGAGGCCUCGUGGCCGACGCUGCUAAGAGCAAGUCGUACCUGUACCCCAUCAAGGGUAUCGUCUACUUCGCGACGCACCGAGCGCUGUGGAAGCCCCUCCUUUCGCGCAUCGGAGCCUACAUCAUCCUAUCCGUCGGUGUCGUGACGGGCAUGUUCGUCUUCACCUACGUGCCACAGCUUGCGAUCCUCGUCUUCGUCAACGGCCCCCUGGCCGUCUUCACCACCGUGCUGUUGAUCUUGAACGAGAGCUCGACCAUCAUCAACUUCGUCUCGCGAUCCUACCUGCUUCAAGAGGCGCUGCUGGAUACCUUUGAUGGCACCUUGCUGUCCAGAGACGAGGACGGCAUCGUGAAGGAGGGUCGGCAGGUUGGGCCCGGAUCCGACCCGAUGCAGAAGUUGGGCAAAAUCCUCAAGAACCCCUUCGAGAAGUACAGCCCUAAGGCCCUUAUCCGGUACCUCGUCUACCUCCCCUUGAACUUCAUUCCCAUUGUUGGAACUGGAAUCUUCAUUCUUCUGCAAGCCCGCAGCCGAGGCCACAGCGUCCAUGGGCGCUACUUCCAACUCAAGAACUGGUCUUCUUCCCGAAGGGCCGAUUGGCUCAAGAGACACACCGGACCUUACACCGCCUUCGGACUUGUCGCGACUGCCCUCGAGAUGAUCCCCUUCGUUAGCAUCUUCUUCACGUUCACCAACACCGUUGGUGCUGCCUUGUGGGCCGCCGACAUCGAGUCCAAGAACACGUCCAUGACCGACGGCACGGCUCCCACCCUUCGCGAGACGGCUAAGAAAGCCGAGUAG